Messenger RNA from Dictyostelium purpureum, 222 nucleotides. RefSeq lists its product as uncharacterized. Lineage: Eukaryota; Evosea; Eumycetozoa; Dictyosteliales; Dictyosteliaceae. The record is from RefSeq and is a predicted model, not a curated record. Bases 1 to 222 code for a protein of 73 amino acids. The transcript has a single exon.
AUGAUUUAUUACUAUCCAAAUACAACAGUUGCUCCGACACCAUCACCCAGUACUCAAAAGGUAAGAUGCGAAUAUUUUUCAAAUGGUUUCGAAAUUACUAGUUCCGUACAUAUCGAGUGCUUGGGUAAUGGUGCAACUUAUUGUGAAACUGACAAAGGUUCAACUUGCAGCACUGAUUCACCAUAUGGUUCAGUUAAUUGCACCACCAAAUCAGAUCUAUGA